Molecule: messenger RNA, 3801 nt
Organism: Leptomonas pyrrhocoris
Lineage: Eukaryota; Euglenozoa; Kinetoplastea; Trypanosomatida; Trypanosomatidae
Exons: 1
Coding region: 1-3801 (1266 amino acids)
Molecular function (GO): GTPase activity; GTP binding
Source: RefSeq, a predicted model, not a curated record
AUGGAGCGGACGACGAGUGAGCUGGUCUCACACGGGGCUGCCCCCCACAUGGGGCUUCUGCGAUGCAUGAUGGAGCGGCGCGGGCGGCGCUCCCUGAAAGGGUACAAGAAACGUUUCUGGGUCGUCAACGAGCGCAGUUGUCGACUGGAGGUGUACCGCAACGAUCAAGAGCACGUGCCUCUGCGGGUUUUCCGUGCCUCCGAUAUUCGCAACGUUAUUUACGCAGAUGACAAGCAGAAUCGAUUCUUCGUCAUGGUCGUGCAAAAUCGCGGUGCCCGUGACAUCAAUUUCCGGAUGAGCAGCUUCGAGGAGCGUGAAGAGUGGUCGAACGCAAUCACGCGCAUCAUGGACACCUACACUACUAUCAACAAACACAGGAACGUCCUGGGUAUGAUCCAGCGACGAGCUAACACGGUGUCGGACGGUCUCGGUGUGAAGAUCAGCAUCGACUCGGCCCGCCUGCUCGCGGAGGUGCCGGACUCGCUGUUGCAGUACGUCGCGGAGGCCGUCGAUAUCUCGCUGGCCAGCGUGACGGCCAUCGUGCGCGCCUACAGCGGCGAGUCCGCGGAUAUGCCGCGCAACUACAUCUUGUACGUGCACGCAAUAACCGACGAGUACGCCGUGGCGGUGCGCCGUGGCCCCAAAUACAACCCGGUAGGACGCACCAUGACGCUCAAUGUGUGCCUCUUAAAGGUAAAGACGGACCGGGUGAGCUUUGUCGUUACACAGCCCGAUGAAGUCUUCCGCCUGGUGCAGUCCAACGUCUUUCGCAACCCUGUCAUCGAGGGCUGGAUCGAAACGGAGCCGAACUGCGCGCGGGCGUGUGCGGACAUCCAGGAGUACCUGGGCGUGCCAUCUACCAAGAAAGGCUGGAUCACCUUUCAGUGGGGCCAGCACGUCAGCGACGGCGCAAAGGUGGAGGCAUUUCUGCAGCGCUUCGUCACCGCGGCGUUCUUUGAAGGAGCGCUACGCAGCGUGCGGGAGGCCGUGGUGCGUGUGGAGCGCGUGAUCGCAGAGGUGAACCUACAGACGCUCAUGCGGAACAGCGCGCUGGGCCAGCUGGCUGCCGGGCAGCGUGACAGCAGCACCGUUUCGGCGCGGCUGCAGCGCCGCUCCAACACAACGACGACCUUCAACGUCGGGGAAGGGGCGACGGCUGCCGGGCUAGGGAAUGCGAGUGUCGUCGCUGCGGGGGCCAGCAUAACGGGGAUGCCCGCGAGCUUCGUACACAGCCGGCAGACGUCCACUGGUGUGCUGGCGGCCAGCGCUUCUGAGGAGUCUCUCGCCGUGAAGCUGAUCCGCGACAAUAUUGCUGGACUGUGCAUCCAACUGGAAAAGCGCGCCGUCGAGGAAGGUCGCUCACCGCCCACGUUCAGCGCCGUUCACACGCCCGACUACGAGCAGCACUGCCGGCCGGCUUUCCUGCUGGUCUCGAAGUUCCGUCGCUGCUUUCCACACCAACACCCUGUCACCGGAGAUUCGCUGAGUGACGGGCUGUACGAGGUCGCCUUCAACGCCUUCUUGCAAAUGCAGCUGAGUCAGCUCCGUACGGACUUGAAUGGUAUUUUUCUUCGCCAGGUGAAAGUUGUUGUCAUGUGGGAUCAUCUUUUCAAAACCGCCGCAGAGCUGCCAAUGUCGCUCACCAUGCAGGAGCUCCCGCACCUUGUCCGCCACGUGCGUGGGGUGUGUCUGUCCCGGCUGCAGCACGUGGCGCAGGUUCUUCGCCACUCGCAGGCACAGUUGGCUGGCCCCACCCUGCAGCUGGAGGAAAACUCGCUCUACAGCAUUUUCUGCACCUGUGUCAGCGCCGUUGUGGUGGACUUUGCGGCGUAUGCGCCGACGGGCCGGGCAAGCGAGGUGCGCAUCUUCGAGCCGUCCGUCAACGCCAGCGUGCUCACGGACACGCUUUACUGCGUCAGAGAGGAGGACACGCAGCGGCUGAUGCACGCCCUCGGCCACAACCACCGCAGCGGCGCGAGCACGGUACGCGUUGGCCCUGCCAUGAGCAGCUUUCACGGCGUCAACUUGUAUGCGGCGGAAGCGAAGUUGGGAGGGUGGUGUGAGAAUUACUUCUCCCUUCCCGAGCACACCACCCCGGCCGCGUUGGCGCAGCAGGUGGAGGACGAGUUUGAUAGCGACUCCGAUGGCGACACCGUUGGCACGCUGCAGCUGGCCGACUUUGGCGAGGCGGUGGCGCACGAGCGCAGCGCCGAAAUUCAGCUACUGACGAUGCAGCGCGUCGUGAACGCCAUCUACGAUUCCCAGCGCCGCGCACCGGUCGAUUUGAAGAUCGGGUCGGAUGACAUUCUGAAGGCCAUCCGCGCCUUUGCCUCCGCCUUUGGCAAGGACAAGCGGCCGAGCAAGCACGACGUGGCGCGCGUGUUGAUUGUGAACUUGCAGAGGCUGCGGCAGAUGUACGUGCGGGCGGUGGAUGAUGAGACGACGUCGCUGCUGACCUGGGCCCAGGCCCGCGAGCUGCUGCGCGACUUCUGCGAAUACGAGACGGACGAGCAGUACAUCGACGACGAGCUGCGGCGGGUGUCGAUCCCAGAGGCGGCGCAGGAGUCCAUGCGGUCCUCCCCACAGGAGCAGCCCAGCGACUCGCACGAGCCGUUCAUGUCCAACUCGUCGGCUUCCGCACACGUCACUGAUGCGGGGCUGCGGCUGGAGGCGACCGGGGAAGAUGGGCGCCUCUCCGCGCUCAACGCCGCCAACACGACCACGAGCAAUAUCCGCAGUAACCCCUCCGCCGUGAAUUCUGACUUGAGCGUCAACAACACCUUUCCACAUCCGGCAAAAUCAACUCAUUUGCCGCACCGAUUGAACGGCGCGCAGCACUCGACGGUGGCACGCCGGCGGCUCUCCGUCACCAGCAUGCGUCACCAGCCCGUGCAGGAGCCGCCCAACCCCGAAGCAGCGGCAGCGGCGGCAACAGCCGCUUCCACCCCGGCGUCUGCUGCGUCAUCAACUGCACCCGCCCCGCUGCGCAUCACCAAUCCCUCCGCCGCACCAGAGGCAUACGAUUUUGCUUGCAUUUCCGAGGUGGCGCUAACGAAGCUGCUUCCGCGCGAGGCCCUCCUUGCCCGCCUGGCGUGGCGCGUGGGCUUGGUCUUCGGCCUCGAGAACACCGGCAAGUCCCUCAUCAUUAACUCGAUGCAGGGUGUUGCCCGGCCCACGGUGGCGACGGUGGGCAUGUCGCAGCGUGUGGUCGCCUUCGAGGAGUGGGUGUGGGCCCUCAACGAAUUGGGCGGUCGAGAGAGUUUUCGCAGCAAUUGGCGCUACUACGUGCUCCGGAUGGAGCAGGUGCACUUUCUCAUGUUUGUCGUGGACGUGCGGAACGAACAGGGGUUUCGGGAGGCUUACCUGUACCUGAAAGAGGUGACGGAGCACUACCGCAGUGUGCCGCUCGUGGUCCUCUUCAACAACUUCCGCGAAGGCCAUCGCCGCUUCGACAUAAAAGAGUUCGAAGCCCUGAUCAACUUACAGAAGCUGCGGUCGCGUCAUGAGGCGGAGGUCCUCUCGUGCGUGUGCGACAUCACCGUGGUGCACUCAAAGAACCGACGGCUCCCACCCGCGCUGGAAACGACGCUGCGACACCUGUCCAGCUUGCUCUUGUCCCGCUCUCAGCAGAAGCUGAAAGACGCGGAGUUGCCAGCGAAGCCGAAGGCGGCACCAGUCUCAGCUUGUGGCAGUGCGGUGGGCGGAGGUUUUGCGAUGAGCGGGCUUGGUAGGGCGGGCAGCAGCGUCUCUUUCGCCCUAACACCGCUCCAACCACGACAAGGAAGCACGAGAGCCACAUAG